CGCUGCAUCUAAUAAAACUUUUGAUGGAAAUUUAGAUCAAUUUUAUAAAGGCGUGGAUUCAUUCCGAACCAUAUUCAACAUGUUUCAUCAAUUCCAAGUUUUGGAAGUUUCUGGUAAAUAAAAUGGCAACUAAACUUGAAAUUUUCAAACGGUAACCGGCUCCAAGUGACUGUCAUCUGUGAAAGCAGAGAGGAAAAUGAAAAUCAGGCUCAGUCGUCCGGCAAAAGAUGAUCGGACCCCUCUCUCUCUUCUCCACGCAUGCGCACCAGAGGGUAUGCUCUCCUAAACGUGCAACAGAUUGGCCGAGGUACUCUGACGAAGGAAUAGACCAAAAAGAAAGCUUCGAUUUAAGUCUGCUCGUACUUUUUACACUCCUCAGAAGUCAUCGUCUGUUGCUAGCUGAUGCUUGCUUAAAAUCGUUUGGCUGCAACAAUUAUUGUCUGCUGUCCAGUAAGCGGUAGCAUUCGUCAGCUGUUUUUGAAAAAGAUAACCUUCAGAGAAUCGUCGUGUAUUUGGCAUUCAUAACGUAUUUGACAACAUGGCUGCUUUUUUGGGAUCCUACCAUCAGUCUAUACCAGCUGUAAUUAUAUAGAAACCAGCCACCAUCAUGCCAAGUUUCUUAUUUCCAGUGAACGGUACGGAACUGAGUUUCAAUUUCACCUUCAACUUCAGUUUCGCCCAAGCCCUCGAUGUAUUGGAGGAGCACUUUGCCAACGAUAAGAUUUUUGGCUACAACACCGAAACCAUCAUAGUCACCUGCUAUGCUCUGUUGAUGGUCAUGGGAUUGUUCUGCAAUCUCUUGGUGUGCAGCGUCAUACUGGCAAAUACAAAAAUCAGAUCUUCUCGUAAUUUACUGGUCAUCAACCUCAACAUUUCCGACAUAAUCCUAUGCGUUUUCUGCAUGCCAUUUACGUUGCUGGUGAUCAUAAGAAGAAGCUGGUUCCUGGGCGCCUUCCUUUGCAAGUUGGUUCCUUUCGUGCAGGCCUCCACCAUCUUUGUGUCUGCAGGAACUGUCCUUGCAAUCGCUGUGGAUCGGUACAACACCAUCGUCCACUUCAACCCUCAACAUCCGAAAGGGAGUAAGAAGGAAAUGUUCAUAAAUGCAACCCUUAUUUGGGUAUCUUCUUUCAUUCUGUCCAUUCCUCUUUGCAUUUUCCAAGGCACAGUUCCAGUUGGAUUGCCUGGACUGCACAUAUAUUACAAGUGCGUGGAACUCUGGCCAAGCUCAUUCUUGAAAGGGGUGUACACUGUGAUGAUACUAGUGCUCCAAUUCGCAAUCCCCACCCUGGCGCUUUUGGUGACCCACAUUCAUAUAAGAUCCCACCUGAAUGCUAGAAUAUUCCGAACGGACAGUGUCCAGGGAGAGAGCAAAGGGUACCAGCAGAGUGAAGGUCAAGGAACUUCCAUGAACCACGAGCGUCUGAAGAGAGAUCUCAGGAGGAAUACAAGAGCCACGAUGGUCUUGUUGAACAUUUCCAUCGUUUUCACCAUCAGUUGGUUGCCAUGGAAUAGCCUGAAUCUUCUUGCCGAAUUCCAUCCGAAUGUCAUGAGUCCCAAGGCACUGUAUUUGGCAUUUGCUAUCUGCCACAUGACGGCAAUGACGUCAUCUGUGACAAAUCCUAUAUUGUACGGCUGGCUCAACAGCAACAUACGUCGUGAGAUGGUCCGUAUGAGUUGGGUCAUCGCGAAGGCGGGUUCAGCUUUGGUGUCGAAUCGCAGCACUCAAAGUGACAACCAAGCCAUGCAACAAAACAACACUUUGAUUCGAUCUUCUGGAGGUGAUUCUACUCUUAAUCGUAGCAACAAUCCAGAAAGUCACGUCUAAAUGGACAACACUCGAGUUGCAAGAAUGAGAAAUAUUACCAGAAAUAUAUAAAUAAGAAUUUUUCAUAUUAUUAUA
Messenger RNA from Argiope bruennichi, 1900 nucleotides. Its product is annotated as neuropeptide Y receptor type 5-like. Gene Ontology annotation, biological process: G protein-coupled receptor signaling pathway. Gene Ontology annotation, cellular component: membrane. Gene Ontology annotation, molecular function: neuropeptide Y receptor activity. The transcript has 4 exons. The record is from RefSeq and is a predicted model, not a curated record. Bases 608 to 1825 code for a protein of 405 amino acids. NCBI's taxonomy places the organism in Eukaryota, Metazoa, Arthropoda, Arachnida, Araneae, Araneidae.